AUGAUCAAGCCAAUCACAGAGGAAGAGAUAAUGGGAGCUAUUAAAAGCAUGCCAACUAACAAAGCUCCAGGUGUUGAUGGUUUUCCAGUUGAAUUCUAUACAAGCCAAUGGGAGGUGAUCAAAGCAGAUGUGAUUGCUGAUGUCUUGGACUUCUUUGAGAUAGGAAAGCUGCCAAAGGCCAUAAAUAGUACUGCUCUUACUCUUAUUCCUAAAGUUCCUAAUCCUACUCAGGUUAAGCACUUUAGGCCAAUAGCAUGCUGCACUACUAUUUACAAGAUAAUCACCAAGAUUAUAACUGGGAGAUUAAAAGCAGUAAUGAACUACUUAGUAGGAGACUCUCAAUCAGCAUUCAUUGAAGGCAGGAAUAUUACUGAUAACAUCCUAUUCACUCAUGAACUUUUCAAAGGCUAUACUAGGAAAGGCAUAUCUUCAAGAUGUAUCCUAAAGGUAGAUCUGAGGAAAGCCUAUGAUACAUUGGAUUGGUUCUAUUUGAAAAGGAUAUUGAUAGGACUGGGAGCUGACUUACAGUCAGUUAAACUACUGUACGAUGCUUUCCUGAAAUUUUCAAAAGCAUCAGGACUACAAGCAAAUCCGGAGAAAAGCUCAGUAUAUAUUGCAGGCACAUCUGAGAGGAUAAAAGAACUUAUAUUGCAGGAGUUGGCUUACAAUGAAGGCAACUUACCCUUUAAAUAUUUAGGGGUCCCAUUAGCUCCCAAAAAGCUGUCUAAUCAUCAGUGUUGGCCAUUAGUUGAAAAAAUCACUGCAAGAAUCAGCUGCUGGACCUCAAAACUAUUAUCAUAUGCUGGAAGACUGCAACUCAUCAAGUCAGUAAUAUUUGGGAUGCAGUAUUUUUGGGCUCAGGUAUUUUUACUACCAAAGAAGAUCAGCAAAAUGAUAGAGACUGUGUGUAGAACUUACCUAUGGACUGGGCAGGCUGACAUCUCCAGGAGAGCCUUGGUAGCAUGGGAUAGAGUUUGUUUACCACAAACAAUGGGAGGGUUGAAUGUGAUAAAUCUGUGCAACUGGAACAAAGCUGCAAUAAUGAAGCAUCUAUGGGCAAUCACAAAGAAGAAAGACUGUUUGUGGAUUCAAUGGGUCCAUACCUACUACAUAAAAAAUAGGAGCAUUGACACUAUGCCUAUACCUAAGAAUGCAGCUUGGGUUGUAAGGAAGAUUAUUGAGCAAAGGAAGUUCAUAUUGAAUAUACCAACUCUACAAGGCAAUGUGCAAGAACGACUGGAAUCUCUACAAAGCACAAGUGGUAAAUUCAGUAUUAAGAAGCUUUAUAACUUGCAAACUCCUCAGGGACAGAAGGCAGAAGAGCUAUUGGAACAUCUAUUCUUUGAAUGCUCAUACACAAGUUCUAUCUGGAAGAGAUUGCUAAACUGGAUGGGAAUUCAAAGACAAAUUCAAACUUGGGAGGAGGAGCUACAAUGGGUGACUUAUCAGGCUAGGAAGAAGAAAGGGAUUGGCAAUAUCAUUUCAGCAGUUUUUGGCAUGUUGCUGCACAAUAUAUGGAGGGACAGGAAUGCAAUCAGAUUUCAAAGUGGAUGCACCUUAGUAGAGCAGAUAUGCAGAGAGAUCACCUCAUAUAUCCAUAUCAAGAGCCAUAUACACAACAAUUGGAAGGAUUAUAUGGAAGCUUUAGAUAGAUAUCCAUAA
Nicotiana attenuata is the source of this 1662-nucleotide messenger RNA. RefSeq lists its product as uncharacterized. NCBI's taxonomy places the organism in Eukaryota, Viridiplantae, Streptophyta, Magnoliopsida, Solanales, Solanaceae. The transcript has 3 exons. The record is from RefSeq and is a predicted model, not a curated record. Bases 1 to 1662 code for a protein of 553 amino acids.